This is a messenger RNA of Anopheles bellator, 4139 nucleotides long. Its product is annotated as thioester-containing protein 1 allele S3-like. The record is from RefSeq and is a predicted model, not a curated record. Bases 38 to 4072 code for a protein of 1344 amino acids. Gene Ontology annotation, cellular component: extracellular region. NCBI's taxonomy places the organism in Eukaryota, Metazoa, Arthropoda, Insecta, Diptera, Culicidae. Gene Ontology annotation, molecular function: endopeptidase inhibitor activity. The transcript has 13 exons.
GGAACAGACGUUCAAAACCGGACUGUAUAAUCCAAAAAUGGGUCCUUUCAAAGAGUUAGUAGUUUGUGUGCUGGUGCUGCUGGUAGGUGUGAGUCAAGGUGUGUUGAUUGUGGGACCCAAAUCGCUCCGACCCAACCGGGAUUACACGCUGGUGAUCAGUAACUUUCAAAGCAACCUCAACAAGGUCGAUCUGAUGGUGCGGCUAAUGGAUCAUCAAAAUGGCGUACGCCCGCUAAACCUUACGAAAUUGGUGGAUGUGCGACAAAAUUCCAACAAAAUGAUCACUUUCCACAUACCGGCCAGUGCGCCGGAUGGAGAUUACCGGAUUACGGUCGAUGGGCAACGUGGAUUCAGUUUUCACAAGGAACACUUACUGGAGUAUCAAGGCGAUUCCGUUUCGGCCCUACUACAGCUCAGCAAACCCGUGUACAAGCCCGGUGAUACGGUGCAGUUCCGUGUGAUCGUGCUGGACGUGGAUCUGAAGCCGCCGUCCGAUGUGUUUGAGUUGACCAUAAACGUACGGGACUCGUCCCACAACAACAUCCGCAAAUGGACCAAGGCGCGCCUGUACGCCGGAGUGUUUGAGAAUGAAGUUUCCAUUGCUCCGUCUCCGCUACUGGGUACUUAUCAAAUCGAAGUGCAUUUCAACGACAAAACGCUGGUGACGAAAACGUUCGAAGUGAAGGAAUAUGUUCUGUCCACGUUCGACGUGGACGUGCAGCCCACGGUGGUGCCGCUGUUAGAGCACCAGGCGCUCAAUCUUUCGAUAACGGCAAGCUACUACUUCGGCAAACCAGUGGCAGGCACGGCGACACUGGAACUCUAUUUCGAGCACGAAGAGCUUGACCAGAAGAAAACCGUUCAGGUCAAUGGAAUGCUCCCGGUUCAUCUUCCCUUCAAUCGCGAUUUGAAUUUUUACGACAGCCAGAGUGAUGUAACGCUGAACGUCGUGUUCAAAGAGCAGUACACAAAUCGCACGGUUUCCAGGCGAUACCCGAUUACGGUGUACAAAAAUGUCUACAAUGCGGUGUUGGAAAAGGCAGCGAACGACUUUGUGCCCGGAGCACCGUUCAAGUGUAGCGUCAGAAUCAAAUUUCAGGACGGCAAGCCGGCCAGGGAUGUUAAUGCGCUGGUGAAAGUAGAUGGCCUUAAUCCAGAGUAUGAGCAGAGCCUUAGGACCGAUAACGACGGCAUUAUUAAACUACAGCUGCGGCCUAGCUCUGACACGACCUAUCUACAAGUGACUGUGACGGUGGAUGAUAACGAACUUCUGAGCGAGCCCAUCGAACCGGUUGAGCGACUAACGAAUUCGUACAUCAAACUUGAACUUAAGUCACCGAUUAAGAUAAAUCAAAUGUUACAGUUUCUGGUCAUGUGUUCCGAAAGGAUGACGUUCUUCAUUUACUACGUGGUGUCGAAGGGGGAAAUUAUCGAUUCGGGUUCGUUCAGACCGACACGUAGUACCCUGUACCAGUUCAAGCUGAAUGCUACCGCCCAACUAGUACCGCGGUCAAAAAUCAUCGUCGCCAGCAUUGCAAACGAUGUGGUUAUAUACGACUUUGUGGACAUCGUGUUCGAUGAGUUCCAUAACAAUUUUGAUCUACGAAUUGACGAGACGCAAGUCAAACCGGGAGAACAAAUUGAGCUAACGCUGAAAGGACCUCCGCGGGCAUACGUAGGUUUGGCUUCAUAUGACCAGGGUUUGCUUCAGUACAGCGCGAAGCAUGAUAUCUUUCGCGAUGACGUGUGGCGGGUGUUUGACGAGUUCCACGCAGUCGAGCCGAAUCAGUUUAGUAAAUUCUACAGCAUGGGCCUGUUUGUCCAAUCCUUGUCGAAAGUCGAAGGAGUCAGUGAUAUGUCAGGUCGGCAGGAGGUUGAUCGCGAAACGCCGACGAGAAAAAGUCUAGUGCCAUACCGAACCAACUUCCUGGAGUCUUGGUUGUGGAAGAACGUGACCAUCCCUCGCUCGGGACGCAGCCAACUGAUCGAGAGGGUACCGGACACGACGACGGCAUGGUACCUGACGGGUUUCUCGAUCGAUCCAGUAUACGGCCUGGGACUGAUCAAGAAACCGAUACAGUUCACUACGCUGCAACCGUUUUACAUCGUCGAUAACCUGCCGUACUCCAUCAAGCGCGAUGAGGUCGUUGUGUUGCAGUUUACCCUGUUCAACACACUCGGUGCGGAAUAUACUGCCGACGUGACGAUGUACAACGUUGCGAAUCAAACCGAGUUCUUUGGAAGGGAAAUUGGUGAGCCUAGUUAUACGAAAACGUUGUCUGUUCCGCCGAACGUCGGUGUGCCUGUUUCGUUCCUGGUGAAGGCAAAAAAACUGGGGGAUAUGACGGUCCGUGUGAAGGCAUCCAUCAUGCUCGGCAAGGAGCAUGAUGCCAUCGAGAGGGUUAUCCGUGUGCUGCCAGAAAGCUUGGUACAGCCAAGGAUGCAAACUCGCCUCUUCUCCCACAAUGAAUAUCAGAACCAGAGUUUUGAAUUCAUUUUGGACAUUGACAAGAAGGCCGACGUGGGCUCGGUGAGCAUUAGCUUUGAGGUUGUUCCCAACAUACUGACAUCGGUGGUGAAAAACCUGGGAGAUCUGCUGAGCGUGCCUACGGGUUGCGGAGAGCAAAAUAUGGUACGUUUCGUUCCGAACAUAGAGGUGUUGGACUAUCUGACGGCGACCGGUUCGAAGGAGACGGCGCUCAUCGAAAAGGCGACCGGAUUUCUUCAACAAGGCUACCAGAACCAGAUGAAAUAUCGCCAGUCAGAUGGAUCGUUCGGCGUUUGGGAGGGAAGAGGUGGAUCUGUUUUUCUUACGGCCUUUGUCGGAAAGUCGAUGAAAACGGCAGCGAAGUACAUUACCGUGGAUGAAACGAUGGUCUCGCGAACCUUUGCCUGGCUGGCAAACACACAAAACCCCGAUGGGCGCUUCGACGAGACGGGCCCGGUUGCGCACAAGGACAUGCAGGGGGCGCUUCGUAAAGGAAUCUCGCUUACUUCGUAUGUAAUGAUCGCCUUCAUGGAAAAUCCGCUUGAAGCCGCGAAACAUCCAUCUGUUAUUGCGAAUGGAAUGGAAUAUCUUAACCGCAACUUUAACUACAUCUACGACUCGUACGAUCUGGCUAUCGCUACGUAUGCGUUCUGGUUGAAUAACCAUUUCCGUAAAGUAGAAGCCUUGGCGAAACUGAUCGCAGUCUCCACCAGUCUUGAGGGUGGACUGAAGCGCUACUGGUCACGAGCAUCGAACCAAAUCGAAACCACGGCCUACGCCUUACUGUCGCACGUGAUGGCCGAAAAGUACAUCGACGGUACUGCGAUUAUGCGUUGGCUCGUAGACCAACGAUACAGCACCGGAAGUUUCCCACGUACCCAGGAUACGUUCGUUGGCCUGAAAGCGCUUUCAAAACUGGCCGAGAAGAUCUCGCCUUCGCGAAACGAUUACUCCAUUCAGUUAAUGUUCGCUAGCAAGAGAAAAGAGUUCCGCUUCACUUCCACCGAUCUUGAUCAGUUCAGCUACGAGGAGAUUCCGGAGGGCGUGAAAAAGCUGACCGUGAACGUCGGCGGAAUAGGAGUUGGCUUUCUAGAGGUGAACUACCAAUACAGUCUCAACUUGGUGAACUUUGCCCAACGGUUCAACCUGGACCUGGUGAAGAAGAACUCCACCUCGGACUACGUGCUGCAGCUGUACGUAUGCAGCAGUUACAUUCCGCAUCUUACGGACGAACGCUCCAACAUGGCGCUUGUGGAAGUGAACUUCCCCAGUGGCUACGUCGUGGACAGCAACCCAAUCAGUGAGGCGACCGUUGCCAACCGAAUACAGAAAAUCGAGAUUCUACACGGCGGAACGUCCGUCGUGCUGUACUACAACAACAUGGGCACCGAGAAAAACUGUUUCGUGAUCACUGCCUAUCGACGGUUUAAGGUGGCGCUCCGGAGGCCGGCGUACGUGAAGGUGCACGAUUACUACGACCCCAACUUGAACGCCAUUAAGAUUUACGAGGUGGACAAACAGGAGGUGUGUGACAUCUGCGCAGGGGAAGACUGCCCGGAAUCCUGCAAACACGUACCGAAGUGAUGGCCGCUGGUUUCCUGUCUGUGAACAUUUUGGAGAAAUAAACAGAAAUAGCGUUGCUCUACACGUU